AUCUCACGAGGGAAAUAUGACGAGCUAACUGUAUAUCAGUAGUGGAGAAGCCUACAAUAAAAGUAUGGGGGCUUCUCAAAGUUCAGAUAGCGGGGGACCUGAUGUUCAUUUCACAGAUGAAGAGAAGGAUAAUAUUUCUCAAAUGUUUACUAAGAUAUCUCAUGGCAAUAAGACAAUUUCAAAAGAACAGCUACAGUUCCACACAGGCCCUGUCCUGGGACAAGAGUUGAGCCUCAGCAUGUUCUGUCUGAUGGAGUUGUCUGGAAAACGGCAUCAGCCUGGGGGCGGCGUCGAUCUGCAGCAGUUCUUGCAGUGUCUGUCUAGUUUGCUACGAGGCAGCGUGACGGAGAGGUCGACUGCUCUUUUACAUCUGGCAACAAGGGGAAAGUCAGAAGCAACACCUCAGCAACUAAUUAAGUGUGUGACAAUGCUGAUAUACAGUUUUGCAAGAAUUGCAGAGAAACAUGAUGAGUAUAAAAGUUGGGUGUUGCAUCGAAGUGAAGAAUCCUACUCGCAACUUGCCCUCUGUCUUUUGGAGGAUCUCUUCCAUACAGGUCCUGCCAAAGACAUUGGCAUGGGAGUUCCUGUGGUACCAGACAAUACUACCUUUCAUCAGAGUCAAAUAGAAGACUGCAUUUCUAAAUCACAGCUGUUCCUCCAGAUGUUUGAACAGAUCUUCUCCGGAUGUUUUCAUGUACUCUCAAAGGAGGAAGAAGUGGCCCACCAUCUGACCCCACGGGUACCAGUGGCCGGCUGUAUCAACUGGGCCAAGGUCAAGAGCAUCCUAGACUUUCCCUCCCUCAUCUUCCUCAACUCGGUGCUGCCCCCUGACAAGCAGAUGGAGUGGCGCUUCCUCUACUCCAACCUUGUGUUCGGGGACAGCUUCACCCAGCUGGUACAGAAGAUCACCAAACAGGGCCCCACUGUCGUCAUCAUCAGGGACAAGGAUGGGCAUGUGUUUGGGGGCUAUGCAAGUCAGGACUGGGAUUUUAAUCCUAAGUUUGCAGGUGAUGCUCAGUGUGAGUUGUUCAGUCUGAAGCCACACUAUGGGGCGUAUACCACCACGGGGUACAACGACCACUACAUGUACUUCAACAACCACGUCCAGACUCUGCCCAAUGGGUUGGGCAUGGGAGGACAGUUCGACUACUUCGGUCUGUGGAUCGACCACACCUUCAACAACGGACACAGCAAGGCAGGGCCACGAUGCACCACGUACGGCAGCCCACAGCUGUCUGGGAAGCCUGACUUUGAGGUGGACGUUAUCGAAGUGUGGGCGGUGGGACCGGAGAAGAAAACAGACGAUGAAGACAUCACAGACGAGUCAAGAAAGAAGAAGAGCAUCCUGGACAAGGACCCCGAGGCCCAGGCGAUGUUGACGCUGAUCGGGAAGGGUCCUGUCAGUGAGGGGCUGCGAGAGGAAGAUGACACUGCCGGCAAUCCGGAACACAGCAAAGUUGUCUCCCUCUUCUAGGGGCAGAUACUAGCGGGGAGGGAUAGUAAGAGCUCUGCAUUUGAUAUUUGCUCACUGGAUAAUGCUAAAGGUUCUGAAAAAUGUUUCGUAGGCCAGAAGAAUUGUUUGGCUCCUUCUUUAAGAACAAGAUUGUAUGUUUUGAAGCACUGAUAGAAAAAAUAGUUUGUCUCAAACAAAAGUGCCAGGCUCGACUUCACCCUACCCCCAUUAAAUGGUUGGUCCAUAUGAUACUAGUUUAAUAGGCCAUGACCACAUGCAUGUGGGGAUACAAUGUAGUCAGUAUUUAUUUGGGGUGUAAUGUUUCUCCACGACAUACCAGCCUCAUGAUAGCUUAGUGGCAACACACUGAAGUAUGUGGCUGUGAUCUGACAUGUCCUAAUACAGAUAUAGGUGACUGUCAUGAUACACGACACACUGUGUUACAGUCAGUGUUUGAGUCAACAUUUGUCACUUGUCCUGGUCAGGCAGAUAACCAUUGUGAUUAUUUGUUCUGUAGGAAUGAUUAUCAGGCUCUGUGGAAGUCAAAAUUGCUUCAAUCUAGAUAUUGUUUUCCACAUUCCUGAUUCUUAUGGUCAGCAAGUCCAUAAACCAUUAAUAUAUAGAAAAAUUCUUUACUUAGGAAAAUAAUAACAUAAGAUAGAUUUCAGUCUUGAACCAACUGUGAUAAAAUAUAGUUAAUAUAAUAUGUUUUUGAAGUUUGAUCACCAUGGCAGUGCUGUUGCCAGCCGGGGUUGGGGGGGGCAGUUGCCCCCCCUGGAUUUUUUAUUGAAAUCAUUUUUCCUUGUGAAAGUUAACUUGAAUAAGAAAUGAAUAAUCUUAUUUGCCCCCCUGUCAAAAAAGUUAACUACGGCCUUGCAUGGGAUAUGUUGUCAUGGAUGUUGGAUUCAGCCAACUUGUUGGAAACUAAGAAAUUGGCACUCUGUUGCAUUUUCUCAAAAACAUGUUGGAGGUAUUGAGUUUUGGUACGUCUCUAGAUCAUGUCGCAGACUUGCUCUAUGUUGGAAAGGUCAGGGCUCAUGGCCAGCCAUUGCAUUCUGGUGAUGUUUCACUGCUGGAGGUAGUCAGUUGCGUUAUGUGCAGGGUGGCCAUGAGAUUCUUGUCCUUAUUCAUGGGACUUGAAUAGCCAUGACAAGACAUUGAUCAGUUAGGUUUACAUGUACAAUAUCAACUCGAUUGAUAAAGCAAAGAUCCCUGAAUAUCCGGGGUAGAAUAGGUCUUCAGCAACCCAUGUUUGCCAUAAAAGGCGACUAUGCUUGUCGUAAGAGGCGACUAACGGGAUCGGGUGGUCUGCUCGCUGACUUGGUUGAUGCAUGUCAUC
Messenger RNA from Haliotis rufescens (red abalone), 2792 nucleotides. RefSeq names its product MTOR-associated protein MEAK7-like. The transcript is spliced from 8 exons. Lineage: Eukaryota; Metazoa; Mollusca; Gastropoda; Lepetellida; Haliotidae. The coding region runs from base 65 to 1474 and encodes 469 amino acids. The record is from RefSeq and is a predicted model, not a curated record.